AUGUCUAUUCAAGAUAUUGUGUUUGUUACUGGUAAUGCUAACAAAUUAAAGGAAGUGAAGAUGAUUCUAUCAUCUGAAAGUUCUAAAUUCAAUUUAAUUAAUGAACCAUUAGAUUUAGAAGAAAUCCAAGAUGUUGAUUUAAAGAGUAUUGCUAUGGCUAAAUGCAAACAAGCCUCUGAAAUAUUAGGUCCCAACAGACCUGUAUUUGUAGAAGAUACAGCAUUAGUAUUUGAUGAAUUCAAUGGUUUACCAGGUGCUUAUAUUAAAUGGUUUGUUAAGAGUAUGGGUCUGGCUAAAAUUGUUCAAAUGUUAGAUUCUUUCGAUAAUAAAGAUGCUAAAGCCAUCACUACGAUAGUGUAUGCUGAUGGUAAGGGCGAAUUUCAUGUAUUCCAAGGGAUCACAGAGGGAACUAUAGUCUCAAGUCGUGGUCCAACUACCUUUGGUUGGGAUUCAAUCUUUCAACCAAAGGAAUCUACAAACGGUCAAACAUAUGCAGAAAUGGCAAAGGAGGAUAAGAAUUUAAUCUCUCAGAGAGGUAGAGCCUUUGCACAACUGAAGACCUUCCUAGCUGCCGAAUCUAUGUAG
Molecule: messenger RNA, 585 nt
Organism: Maudiozyma barnettii
Lineage: Eukaryota; Fungi; Ascomycota; Saccharomycetes; Saccharomycetales; Saccharomycetaceae
Gene: HAM1
Product: nucleoside triphosphate pyrophosphohydrolase HAM1
Exons: 1
Coding region: 1-585 (194 amino acids)
Biological process (GO): nucleoside triphosphate catabolic process
Cellular component (GO): cytoplasm
Molecular function (GO): nucleoside triphosphate diphosphatase activity
Source: RefSeq, a predicted model, not a curated record